Molecule: messenger RNA, 2215 nt
Organism: Ornithodoros turicata
Lineage: Eukaryota; Metazoa; Arthropoda; Arachnida; Ixodida; Argasidae
Product: major facilitator superfamily domain-containing protein 6-A-like
Exons: 6
Coding region: 1-2172 (723 amino acids)
Cellular component (GO): membrane
Molecular function (GO): nucleic acid binding
Source: RefSeq, a predicted model, not a curated record
AUGCUAUGCGGUGAAGUCCUGCUUAACUUCACUCUGUUCACGGAUGGCUCCAUUGACCACCGUUCCGAGAGCGCCACCAGCGCGUACUACAUCCCGUCAAUGAACAUGGCCUGGCAAGAGAAAUCAGUUCGUUACCCAAUCUCAUCUACGACGGCCGAGCUCCUGGCCUUGUUACACGCAGCUGCUGCGGUUCAAGUCACCGGAAUAACUAAGGCCGUUUUGCUUACGGACUCCAGAAGUGCCCUCUACGACGUGGUGAACCCCAUGAGUAGCAGCAUCCUAGCCCGAUGUAUCAGGAGGUCGUGUGCCCAGCUUAGGCUAACCGGAGAGGCAACGAAAGAGUCUUCAUCCUUACUAGUUUCGGCCGACACUGACAGGCACAUGGUCGUCAAACAGCUAGUUGAGAUCUUAUUUGAGGAACGCAGUGCAGCGAAAGGCUUCAGGAUGACUCUAAAGGAAACCCUGGUACGAAUGUGCAAGUAUGCAAAACCUAACAUGGAACUCGUUCCACUCAAGGCACACUUGUUCCUUUUGCUUGGAGCCGAAGUCUGUGUCAUGCCUUUCACGUCACUCAUUGCCAAGCAACUCGGCAUAUCAGCUGGUCACAUCGGCAUCAUCAACACGACUCUCCUCUUUUUAUCAAUAGUCAUAAAGUUUGUAAUCGGAUCCAUCACAGACAAACUGCAGAAGCUUAAACUGGUCAUCAUUGUGGUCAUCAUCUUAGAAUGCAUCUUCCACAUCCUUAAAAUCACCGUGCCACCGAUAGGCGGAAACGACGUCACUGCGAAUGUGAGCAUUUCAGGCUGCGAUAUGCACAACAGGACUUUCAGCAUCUGUCUAAAUGAGGCGUCACCAGCUUCGUGCGACGUUCGAGAGUACCACCAAUGCACACUAAGCUGCUCAGCUGAUUUGAGCGACUCCGGUUCGUGGAACACUGAAGUACACUCGAGUGUCCUUUGCGAAAAAAACAAGUGUGCGUUAGUACGCUUUCUAUCAAAUGCGUCCUUUGAAAAUGUGUGUGUGAUACCGAACCCCGCGUGUUCCGUGACGUGCACGCCGGCUACAAAGCCGAACCCGAUCUUUCACUCGCAGUUUUGGCUCUUCGCCCUAUUCAGCAUCGUCUCUGGCAUGUGCUCCGGAGUAGCAGUAUCUUUAACAGACACAGCAACGUACUCAAUACUCAAGGCCAAUAAGGAGGACUAUGGAAAGCAAAGACUGUGGGGGACAAUAGGGUGGGGCGCGAUGGCGCCUGUAGUCGGUCUUCUCAACGAUUUAGUGACAAACGGUAGUUCGCACGUGGACUACUCACCUGGUUUCUAUGUCUUUGGCGCCUUCACUGUCCUGGACAUCGUGGUACUUGUCUUCUUCUUGGACAUUCCUGCCACAAGCCGGACCGAUCAACUCCUCAAAGACGUCAGCAGAGUACUGGCAAAGCCACGGGCAAUAUUCUUCAUCUUCUCGGUAUUCAACAUGGGCUGUCUCAUGGGUCUCAUCUGGAGCUAUGCCUUGUGGUACCUUCAAGACCUGGGCGCAUCAUCGACGCUUCUGGGAAUAAAUUUGGCAGUUCAGUGUUGCGGCGGUGAGGUUCCGGUCUUGUUCUUCUCCGGAUGGAUUAUUCGUAAGAUUGGCUACGGCAAAGCGGUCAGCCUGUCCAUAGCUGGUGUUGUGCUACGGCUCGGAGUCUACAGCUUCGGAACGAACCCAUGGGCCAUGCUCCCCGUUGAAAUAACGCACGGACUUUGCUUCGGACUACUCUACGCAGCCUUAACAACGUAUGCCAGUGUGAGUGCUCCACCUGGAACUGAGGCUACAAUGCAGGGGAUACUGAGUGGCACCUUCGGAGGUCUAGGUAUUGGCACCGGAACCCUGGUUAGUGGACAGCUAUUCAACUUAGUCGGAGGACGCCAGACAAUGUACAUCUUCUUCAUAUACUCUGUAGUAUGCUUAUUGGUUCACGUGUGCGUCGACUUCUUCUUGAGCAGAACUGCAACGAAAGAAGCCGUGAAAGCCCGCACUGUUAUGGUGGAUGGAUCCGACGCAGCUAUAGCAUUGCAGUCGGACAGCGAGCGCCUGUCUUCAACAGAGAAGUCGAGCGCAGCAUAUGGAAGUCAUUUUGACACGAACAGUGCAGCUGUCAAGCAUAACGGAACUACAAACUACGCCAUAGCUUAAUUAUGCGGUUGGUAGAUUCCAUCAUCGUUCACGAGUGAACGCC